Molecule: messenger RNA, 2169 nt
Organism: Branchiostoma floridae (Florida lancelet)
Lineage: Eukaryota; Metazoa; Chordata; Leptocardii; Amphioxiformes; Branchiostomatidae
Exons: 5
Coding region: 109-1245 (378 amino acids)
Biological process (GO): negative regulation of phosphatase activity
Molecular function (GO): phosphatase binding
Source: RefSeq, a predicted model, not a curated record
CGAAGAAAUUUACUAAUUUUUUUUCGUGUAGCUGAGAUUCCCAUCAUCCUCUUGGCAGAAGAACAAAAUGGCGGGCGUUCAAAUUUCUAAAAUUCUGACUCUUGUCAAAUGUUUAGGCUGAGUUGCCUCCGAUGUCGUGGCCUUUCUGCUACCAAACAUCAUCAUCACAGAUACCACAUUGCAAGUUGUGACCAGGACAGUAUGGCUUCACACAUAGUCUGCCAUGGUAACGAGCACCUCCCUCGAUCCUUCCCGCCUCCUCUGCCAUCAGCCAAGGACCACGGCAUUGUCUCUCAGUUGGGCAAGGACCAUUUACUCUCACAGACAGAACCCAAGGUUCAAGUUCAGGAGGCAGACAUCAUACCUAUGCACAUUGUCCCUGCUCCUGUGCCAAAAUCUGACAUCAACUUAGCAGAUCCAGACCUGUUAGUGACACCAGAGAAAAGAGACGGAAAGUUGAAAGACGUUGUGUCAGUACGACCAAAGUCGUAUCCUUACAUUGUUAAGGAGCCUAGAGUGGAAAGACAUAUGCCUGGACUGAGGAGGGUCAGGUUUGAUGUAGCAGAUAGUGUUAGCGAAGGAUCAGAUCAAAGUGAAGAAGACUCUGAGGUGACAUUUCAGAGGACCAGAGUUGUGAGGAGUGGUCAACCAAAGGUACAAGUCAGUAGGCACAGGAAAGCUGUACAGGGCAGAUGUGUGGUUGGCACAAAUGCAGCAGAGGAAUGUGUGCUGGCCAGACCAGAGUUUAACACUACGUUAGCACUGGGAAAGGAACUUCAAGCACUGAAUAUUAUUAUUGUAAGACAUGCACUUAACAUACUACAUGUAUCUUCUUACUGUCCUCAGAAAUUGAACUUUGGCGAGUUUGAUGCCAAAGCAGCUGCCCUGGAGAAACUGAAGACAUCAGAACAGGUGCAGGAAAAGGUGUCCGAGAAAAGUGCAGAGGGGGUCAACAUUGCACCUGCUGAACAGAAGUAUAGAGACCUGGUGAGCCUGGAUGUACCAGUACAGAGUGUACUGGAAGCAGCAGUGGAGGAAAAGUUAUCCAUGGUGAAAGAUGUCAGACAUGAGAGACCUCAGGUCCAAGAAGAGCCAGAUAUCAUGGACUUCUUCACAGAUGACCUGAUGUUUGAGUCAGCUGACUACAGCACCACACACAUCCCUCCUGUCACAGCCAGUCUUCAGACUGCACCUCCUCACAUGACCUUUGACCUCUACAGGCACAUGCAGAUGUGGGAGGGUUGAUGUCUUUAUUGUAGAUUCUCUCUACCUCUAUUUUGUUCAAUACAUAUGAUAGAUAUGAAAUGAACUGAAAAUGGUAUGAAAUUAGUAGAUAAGGAUUUCUUCUGCCAUAUGAAGAGCAUGUACAUAGAUAGUUUAUCUGUUACUAAAAUAAGCUAGGUUAUGACAUAAUUCUAUUUAUUUCCUCCCAUUUACAGUGAUAUGUAGAUAUUGGUCCUGUUUCUGACAGGCAGGAAUUGCCUGUUUGCACAUUUAUCUGGUUAGCAUUCCAAUCUAAGUAAAUUGUGCGGGUCCAAUUUUCUUGAUGGAGUUACUACCAUUCAUCAUUGUAUAUUUACCCACAUGGCCAGUUUAUUAUUGCUACAUUUAUUUCUGUUUGCAUUGUUUUACAUUAAAAGAGGCUACUUUGAAAGUAUUUUAGACUUAUUAGAGUUAGCAGUACUGCUGUGGCCACAUAGGAUAAAAACAGCACUACUGUGUGUGCUACAACUUACAGGACUAUGUACAAUAUAACAUUUACUUUGGUAGCACGUGUGUUGAAUGAAAUUUGUAUAAAAACACCCUGGAGGCUGUGAAGAUGAACCAACCAUCUUCUGUGUUUCAGUGCCUUUUAUUCUUGAACCCUUCCUCUUGUUUGUACUGUGCAGUACUGCUGUAACAUGAACACUAACGAAAUCAAGUCAAGUAGUAUGAGUACAUGUAAACAAUGACAGUAUAAAGUAAAUCUAAAUAUAUAUGCAUGCAUCUGCAAGAGUAAAGAAACAUGAACAUGUAUGAACUAGAAACAUGCAUUUAUGAAUGGAACAUAAGUAUGAGUCUUAUACUUCAAACAACAAUAUAUGUGAUAGCAGCAUAAAGGUCCAAUGGUUGUUUACAGGUAGAUUAAACUCUACAAUUGGGGAAAAUAUCAAAUUAAAGUUUUAGAGU